AUGAUUUUGUCAGAAUUUGAAAUUAAUUUUGUCCCACAAAAAGCAAUAAAAGGACAAGCGUUGGCUGAUUUUCUGGUAGCACACCCAAUUCCGGACAAUAUGGAGUUACGAGAAGAUCUUCCAGACGAAGAAGUUUUCACAGUCGAGACUUCAUCAUGGCAACUAUUUUUUGAUGGGGGAGCAAGAAACAGUAGGGCAGGUGUUGGCAUUGUCUUUGUGAUGCCGUCAGGAGGCCUGAUACCUUACUCUUUUCAUAUUCUGGCUAUAUGCACCAAUAAUGUAGCAGAAUACGAAGCAUUAAUUAUCGCCCUCAAAAUUGCACUCGAAAUGAAAAUACAGUCAUUGGAAGUAUUUGGUGAUUCGAUUUUGGAUAUUAAACAAAUGAGUGGCGAAUUUGCAAUCAGGCAUGAGAAUUUAAUCCCUUACCAUGAAAAGGCUAAAUACUUGCUUGCUCAAUUUCAAGAUAUCACCCUAAAUCAUAUCCCUAUAUCAAAAAAUGGUAAAGCUAAUGUGUUAGCUAACUUAACUGCAUCGUUGACACUUCCUGAAGAAAGAGAUAUCCAAAUUACAAUAGGAGAAUGCCAUGUGCUACCUCAAUCCACAGAAAGAGUUAAAGAGGAAAAUACAGUCAACUUGAUAACUUUCCAUGACAAUGCAAACGAAACUGACUGGCGCCAACCAAUCAAAGACUACAUCCAAAAAGGAGUCUUGCCAGAAGACUUAAAAGAAAAAUAG
Messenger RNA from Humulus lupulus (European hop), 735 nucleotides. RefSeq lists its product as uncharacterized. Gene Ontology annotation, molecular function: RNA-DNA hybrid ribonuclease activity; nucleic acid binding. The record is from RefSeq and is a predicted model, not a curated record. NCBI's taxonomy places the organism in Eukaryota, Viridiplantae, Streptophyta, Magnoliopsida, Rosales, Cannabaceae. The coding region runs from base 1 to 735 and encodes 244 amino acids. The transcript has a single exon.